UCCCGGGGCUGGCGCUCCGUGUGUGUGCCGGUCGGCCGACAUGCGCCCGCUGCUCAGCCUCCUCCUGGUCUUCGCCUGCUGCACCUUCGCCCUGUACUUGCUGUCCACGCGACUGCCCCGCGGGCACAGCCUGGGCUCCGCGGAGGAGGCUGAAGGCAGGUCGCUGUGGUUCCCCUCUGACCUGGCCGAGCUGCGGGAGCUCUCUGAGGUCCUUCGGGAGUACCGGAAGGAGCACCAGGCCUACGUGUUCCUGCUCUUCUGCAGCGCCUACCUCUACAAACAGGCCUUUGCCAUCCCUGGCUCCAGCUUCCUGAACGUUUUAGCUGGUGCCUUGUUUGGGCCAUGGCUGGGGCUUUUGCUGUGCUGUGUGUUGACCUCAGUGGGCGCCACGUGUUGCUACCUGCUCUCCAGCAUUUUUGGCAAACAGCUGGUGGUCUCCUACUUUCCUGAUAAAGUGGCCCUGCUGCAGAGGAAGGUGGAGGAGAACAGAAACAGCUUGUUUUUUUUCUUACUGUUUUUGAGACUCUUCCCCAUGACACCGAACUGGUUCUUGAACCUCUCCGCCCCGAUUCUGAACAUCCCCAUCGCGCAGUUCUUCCUCUCGGUUCUUAUCGGCUUGAUCCCGUACAAUUUCAUCUGUGUGCAGACAGGCUCCAUCCUGUCAACCCUGACCUCCCUGGAUGCACUUUUCUCCUGGGAAACAGCCUUUAAGCUGCUGGCCAUUGCCUUGGUGGCCUUGGUUCCUGGAACCCUCAUCAAAAGAUUUAGCCAGAAACACCUGCAACUGAAUGAAACAAGUCAGGCUAAUCACAUAAAUAGUAGAAAAGUCACGUGAUCAGGACUCUGUCUCCCCGGAACCUGGACUCUAAGGCUUGUUGGUAAGCUGGGUGUGGUCAUCUAAAGCCCCUCAUUGUGUUUUAAAUUACCCUCAAAAGAUAGUUUGGACACUGUUCAUCUGUGUGCAGUGGCUCAACAGAAAGGCCAGAGUGUGCUGUGGACGGUGGACUGUAUCAGGUUCUGAGAGCAGCCCUGGGUUAGCAGGAUGCUGUGACAUGGACGCUCUCCUAGGAAUCCUGUCUCCAUGUUUUUGGCCAACCAGGAACUCAGGAGUGUUGCCUGCCUCUCGCCAGCCUUGGGAGAAGCUGCUGACUGUCCUUGUCUAGCCUGCCUCUUUUGCCACGUGAUAGGCUGUAGUGACAGAGGUUCUGUUAAGUCCCUGUGGAUGUCACUAGCAUCAGCGAUGACGUGAGCCCACAUCCCUGGCAGCACUCAGCGUCUUCUGUUGGUCUCUCGCAGAGUGUGUCUUCUGUCGUUUUUCAUUGAUGAUCUACCUCUUCCAUAAGCCGAGGAACCUCUGAGGACUUCCACGUGAAGCACAAAAGCAGUGAUUCCCGUGACGCUCCUGUGUUCAGAUGCACUGAUGUUACUGUGUAUGUCAAAUCUCAUGGCUGCAUGUUCUGGCGAUGCCAACAGGCUAUUAAAUAUGAAUGGAGCACGUUCUGUAUGUUAUGGGUGUGUUCUGGAGAAAUUCUUACCACCUGCGUGGGGCAGGGCCCCUGAUUCUCCUGAACCCAUACCUUGUCUGUUCGUGCUUUCUGCACGGGACUCCCUUCUUUACCUCCUGCUAAGGAGAAUGGAUUCAGUACUCUAGGCUGUCGACAGGGUAUCCCUCUGAAUGUUUGUCAUUUCCUAAGAAUAAAUGAGGACUAAUUUUAUCUUUGCCAAUUUUUUUUUUUUUUUGAAAGGUAGGGUUAUAGACAGUGAGAAAGAGACAGAGAGAAAUCUGGUCUUCCUUCCGUUGGUUCACUCCCCUAAUGGCCGUUAUGGCCACUAUGGCCGGCGUGCUGUGCCGAUCCGAAGCCAGGAGCCAGGCACUUCCUCCCCGUCUCCCAUGGGGUGCAGGGCCCAAGCACUUGGGCCAUCCUCCACUGCACUCCGGGCCACAGCAGAGAGCUGGACUGGAAGAGGAGCAACCGGGACAGAAUCUGGCGCCCUGACCGGGACUAGAACCCAGGGUGCCGGCGCUGCAGGCGGAGGAUUAGCCAAGUGAGCCAUGGUGCCGGCCCUAUUUUAUCUUUGAGCCCAAGAAGAAAAUCGCUCUGAUAACCUUGUGUUGUAUCUUAAUCACUUGAAGCUCUCAUUGCUUGCCAUGGUUGUAGUAUUGAAUUGGCACAGACCUGGGUUAUUGUUUCCAAGGACAGAUGGACCCUGGCACCUGCCUGGACCAGCUCUGUGAUCCUGUCCUCUUCAGGAGAAACUCGUGACUCACCAGGGCUAUUGCGCUUGGGCAUCAUCUGCUGUGUGUUUCAUUUGGGUUGGCCAAGAAUUCUGCUAUGGCUUUUAGCUGGGCCUCUUGUUCUACAUAAAUUCUUGGGAGUAUUCAUGCUCCGCAGGAAGAAUGGACUCCCAGCCAGUCCUUUCUCACAGCAAAGGUCUCAUUUUUAAAAUGGUUUCUUUCUUUCUUUCUUCUUUUUUUUUUUUUUUUUUAAAGAUUUAUUUAUUUAUUUGAAAGGUGGAAUCAGAGAGAGGCAGAGAGAAAGAAAGUCUCCCAUCCCCUGGUUCACUCUCCAAAUGGCCACAAUGGCCACAGCUGGGCCGAUCUAAAGCUAGGAGCCAGGAGUUUCUUCCAGGUCUCCCAUGCAGGUGCAGGGGCCCAAGGACUUGAAGCAUCUUCUGCUCCUUUCCCAGCCCAUAGCAGAGAGCUGGAUUGGAAGUGAAGCAGCCGGGGCUCAAAUCAGCGCCCAGAUGGGCUGCCAGCACUGCAGGUGGCAGCUUUACCCGCUUUGCCACAGCACCGGCCCUUAAAAUGGUUUCUUUAAAAGGAGCCUUGAUAACAAGAAUGAGUGUAUGAACGAGGCAGACUGGGCUUUGAAAUCAGUGAGUCUAAGUGUUGUGGAGGAGGAAGGGUGGAGAAGCAUGGGAGUCUUCCACACUUGCAGAUGCGUGCCCUUUGCCCUUUUCUGGGUCCUUAGAUGUGUCUCUCUCCACGGUUUUGCGACAGUGUGCCUUAUUAGUUGUGAGUUUACAGGCAAACUGGUGUCCCAAAUGCAGUAAGUAUUCUGUAAUGAAUAAAUGGCUAUCAAUGCUUACUUG
This is a messenger RNA of Lepus europaeus (European hare), 3093 nucleotides long. It is a transcript of the gene TMEM41A, whose product is annotated as transmembrane protein 41A. NCBI's taxonomy places the organism in Eukaryota, Metazoa, Chordata, Mammalia, Lagomorpha, Leporidae. Bases 41 to 835 code for a protein of 264 amino acids. The record is from RefSeq and is a predicted model, not a curated record. The transcript has 5 exons.